AACGACUCUGCCAUCAAGUUCGGUACAGUCAUCUCGCUCAAGCACAACAUGACUGGACGGUACCUGCAUUCGGACCGCUCGCACUCGACACACUCGGGGUCGAACCAGCAGCUUGUGUUUGGUUUCCGCUGGAGCCAGGACGAGAACGACUGGUGGCAGGUACUGCCGGCCAAUGGCGACUCGCCCAACCCUGGCGAGCACGUCACCUUUGGCUCGCGUAUCCGCCUGCGUCACGUCGAGACCCGUGCGCACCUGCACUCGCACCCGUGGACCGACCAGGCGUCGGGCCAGAACGAGAUUACGGCGUUUGGCGACACCAACUAUUCAGACGAGAACGACAUCUGGAUUGUUGAGCGCUGGGGCGACGACGAGCAGGGCGAUGUGUGGGACGCCAACGAGGUGGUCGUAUUCAGGCAUGAGAACUCGGGCUACGCGCUGCAUUCGCAUGACAUUAUGAUCAGCGACGACGUGCAGUCGGUGACCUGCUUCGGCGACGGCCAUGAGGAGAACGACAAGUGGCGGAUCCAUUUGACCCAGGAGUAA
Messenger RNA from Linderina pennispora, 543 nucleotides. RefSeq lists its product as uncharacterized. Lineage: Eukaryota; Fungi; Kickxellomycota; Kickxellomycetes; Kickxellales; Kickxellaceae. The annotation marks the transcript as partial. The transcript has a single exon. The record is from RefSeq and is a predicted model, not a curated record.